CAAGAUGGCUUCCUCUUUGCGCGUUAGAGGCCGUGCUUGGCGAACGCGUUACGGAAGUUUACUGUUCGAGAUUCCAUUAAUUACUAAGGAAUCCGUGUAACUUUCAGCUGAUAAAAUGGUACAAAAGAAGCCGAAGAAGAAGGUGGGAAAGAAAGUAGCAGCUGCUCCUUUGGCGGUCAAGAAAGUUGAGCCAAAGAAGCAGACAAAUCCCCUUUUUGAGAAGCGUACCCGUAACUUCGGCAUUGGCCAGGACAUUCAACCUGCUCGUGACCUUAGCCGAUUUGUUAAAUGGCCUAAGUAUAUCCGCAUUCAGCGUCAAAGGGCUGUAUUGCAGAAAAGACUGAAGGUUCCACCACCAAUCAACCAAUUUACACAGACAUUAGACAAACAAACUGCAACACAGCUCUUCAAAAUUCUGGAAAAGUACCGUCCAGAAACGGCAAUAGCCAAAAAAAUGAGGUUGAAGGCUAGAGCUGAAGAAAAAGUAGCGAAGAAGGAAGAUGUGCCUACUAAGAGGCCAAAUGUUAUACGCAGCGGAACUAACACCGUGACUACCCUCGUUGAGCAGAAAAAGGCCCAACUGGUUGUUAUUGCACACGACGUCGAUCCCAUCGAGGUGGUUCUUUUCUUGCCAGCUCUGUGUCGUAAGAUGGGAGUACCAUACUGCAUCGUGAAAGGCAAGGCACGAUUGGGAAGGCUUGUGAGACGCAAGACCUGUACAACAGUUGCUCUUACCCAGGUUGACUCUGGAGAUAGAGCCAAUUUCACGAAAGUUAUUGAAGCCAUUAAGACGAACUUCAAUGACCGUCAUGAUGAGAUUAGGCGUCACUGGGGAGGUGGUCUUCUUGGUAGUAAGUCUGCGGCUAGAAUAGCUAAGCUGGAGAAGGCCAAAGCUAAGGAACUUGCUCAGAAGCAAGGCUGAAAUAACUGUUAACAAGAUCACGUAUUGUAAAUGCACAUGGCCGUUUAAUAAACGACACCAACUUAACUUUUAUA
Molecule: messenger RNA, 996 nt
Organism: Orussus abietinus
Lineage: Eukaryota; Metazoa; Arthropoda; Insecta; Hymenoptera; Orussidae
Gene: RpL7A
Product: 60S ribosomal protein L7a
Exons: 6
Coding region: 116-922 (268 amino acids)
Biological process (GO): ribosome biogenesis
Cellular component (GO): ribonucleoprotein complex
Source: RefSeq, a predicted model, not a curated record